AUGCGCGCAGUCAAUGUUCCACGACGGAACACCGACGAACCGCGCAAUCCACACUACGAGCAAGACAUUGUUCACAUUCUGAAGCACACCAGCUGGAUCCUGAGAUCCAUCGGCAUCUGGCCGACCUUCUUGGAGGAUGGCAACGGGAUCAUUGCGAAACUCCUCAUUGGACUUUGCAAUCUGAUACUGCUUUUCGCGGUGAUACCGUUCUCAUUGUACAUCACGGUCGAGGAGAAGAACAUCACGAUGAAAUUGAAACUCAUUGGACUGUUAAGCUUCUGCGUGGUGUCGCUGAUGAAGUACUGGGCACUCACAGCGUGCAAGCCGAGGUUGAAGCAUUGCGUUGAAGACUUGGAAAAUGAUUGGAAACAGGUAGAACGUGACGAGGACCGCGAACUGAUGCUGAAGUACGGCAACGUCGGUCGAAGGUUGACAAUGCUUUGCCUGGGUUUCAUGUACUCGGGCGGAUUCAUGUACCACACUGUCCUGCAGUUCGUUAGCGGUACGUCCGUCGACGAAAGAAACCGCACCAUCAAGCCGCUGGUUUACCCGACGUACAGCGGGAUGUACAACCCGCAAGAGAGUCCUGUGUACGAAAUGGUGUACACCGUGCACUGCAUGUGCGGCUACGUGAUCUACUCCGUGACGGUGGGCGCCUGUGGAUUGGCAGCGACGUUCGCCUCGCAUAUCUGCGGCCAGAUCGACGUGAUGAUACUCAGACUGAAGAACCUCGUCGAUCUAGAGAACAAGACUGAACGCGAUCAGCGACUGAUACAGAUCGUCGAGCAUCAUAUACGAACGUUAAGAUUCUCAGCAACGGUAGAGACGCUUCUGCAAGAAGUAUGCUUUGUGGAAUUCAUUGGUUCCACUUUUAUGAUAUGUCUCCUCGAAUAUUAUAUUCUAAUGGAUUGGGGUGUCAACGCGUUCGGUGUUGCCACAUAUAUUAUGCUACUGAUGUCUCUCAUGUUCAAUGUAUUUAUACUGUGCUACAUCGGAGACAUUCUGGUGGAGAAGACUGUUAACGUUGGAUUAUCGUGUUUCCUGAUGGAUUGGUACAAGUUCCCCACUGAUACGAUACGCGCCUUAAUCAUGAUCAUUGCUAGGUCGAGUAGCCCAGCGAAAAUCUCCGCCGGUCAGAUAGUUGUUCUAAACCUGUCCACUUUUGGAAGCAUCCUCAAAACGUCACUGGGCUAUCUAAGCUUACUUCGAACAGUUAUAUAA
Nomia melanderi (Alkali bee) is the source of this 1221-nucleotide messenger RNA. RefSeq names its product odorant receptor 4-like. Gene Ontology annotation, cellular component: plasma membrane. The record is from RefSeq and is a predicted model, not a curated record. Gene Ontology annotation, molecular function: olfactory receptor activity; odorant binding. NCBI's taxonomy places the organism in Eukaryota, Metazoa, Arthropoda, Insecta, Hymenoptera, Halictidae. Gene Ontology annotation, biological process: sensory perception of smell; detection of chemical stimulus involved in sensory perception of smell.